Molecule: messenger RNA, 885 nt
Organism: Daldinia childiae
Lineage: Eukaryota; Fungi; Ascomycota; Sordariomycetes; Xylariales; Hypoxylaceae
Product: Mitochondrial acidic protein MAM33
Exons: 2
Coding region: 1-885 (294 amino acids)
Biological process (GO): cytosolic ribosome assembly
Cellular component (GO): mitochondrial matrix
Source: RefSeq, a predicted model, not a curated record
AUGAUGUCUCUCAGAGCUGUUGCGCGCUCAGCGCCUCGUACAUUUACUCGUCUUAGUUCUACAACCCUCAGAUCAUCAAGACUAGCUCAACCGAGUUCACUACUUAGGUCUUCAUGGACACCUCUCAGAUCAUCUCAGUUCACCUCAUCAUUCUCCACAUCGCAGUUCAGACAAGCACCCGCGGCAGAGGUGGAUGAGGAACUGUCAGUUAAGCUCGAAAGCGAACUUCAGUUCGAAAAUGAGAUGAAGGAAGAUGAGCAGCUCCCGGCAAGCGUCAAGGACUUCCUUGAGAACAGCCCAUUCGAGCUGAAGGAUGAGCCUGGGAAAGAAGACGUCUCCCUAGUUCGCAAAUUUGGAAACGAAACCAUCACCGUCACAUUCUCCAUUUCAGAUCUUGCCAAUUACGAGCCCGACGACGUAUUCAAUGAGGAAUCUGUUCUUGACGAUGAAGAUACCGAAUCACCAGAAGUCAGGCGCACAUCACCGGCGGAGGGCGAGGAAGCCCUUGAAGACGAGAUCGACGGCAACGAUGCGCCGGUACCUUGCCGACUGAACGUCGUAGUGGAGAAGCCGGGCAAAGGCGCACUUAACAUCGAGGCGAUGGCGCAGGAUGGUCAGAUCAUCGUCGAGAACUUCUAUUACUUUAAGGACGCCAAGCUGGCGCACGGUAAGACUGCUGAGCUCGCCCAUGCCGCCCAGGACAUGUACCCCGGCCCACCCUUCGGCAGUCUCGACGAAGACCUACAGAUCCUCAUGGAGCGCUACCUCGAGGAGCGCGGCGUCACCCAGGCCCUCGGCGUCUUCGUCCCCGACUACAUGGACAUCAAGGAGCAGCGUGAGUACCAGGCCUGGCUAAAGGACGUCAAGGAAUUCAUCGACGCUUAG